Molecule: messenger RNA, 951 nt
Organism: Symbiodinium pilosum
Lineage: Eukaryota; Dinophyceae; Suessiales; Symbiodiniaceae
Source: the annotation of a GenBank genome assembly
AUGUCACCAUCACCGACCAUCCAUGGCACCGGAUUCAAAGUGAAUUUGAGUCCGCACGUGUAUGACCGGUUUGAUUCCCCGAGCGUGGAAGAGGUCGUGGCUACAUUGCGAAAGCCCUCCUGCGGUGGCGGUUCCGUGACCAUUCCCCACAAGGAGUCCAUAAAGGCGUACAUGGACGAGUUGACAGAUGCUGCCAGCACCAUCGGUGCCAUAAACACAGUGACCAAGUGUGGCAGUCGGUUCAAAGGGGAUAAUACGGACUGGCUUGGCAUCAAGAACCAGUUGGAAAGACGACUUCGAGGUCGAAGAGUUGAUGACUUGACGUGCCUGCUCUGCGGAGCUGGAGGCACAGCGAGAGCAGCUGCCUAUGCCAUGAAGCAGAUGGGUGCAAGGCGAGUGCUGAUCUUCAACAGAACUGCCAGCCGCGCAGAAGAACUUGCUUUGGAGUUUGGCUUCGAGGCCUGCGUGGAUCUCACAAGCCUACAGCGCCUUGAUAAACUGCACGUUGUCGUGAACACCUUGCCAGGGAGCACAGAGUUCACUUUGCCCGAUACUUCAGUGUUGACGAGGUGCAAACCGGUCGUCUUGGAAGCCGCCUACAUCCCUCGACGGACGGCCUUCCUCCGCCAAGCGCUUGAAGCAGGCUGCGAGGUGGUCGAAGGUAUUGAGAUGCUUUUCGAACAAGGCUGUGCGCAAUGUGAGAUUUGGACGCAAAAGCCAGCUCCACGUUCGCAGAUUGCCCAGGCCCUGCUGGAGGCACUCUUCAAAGCCGGCUCGGGACAUCCUGCGUAUGCGAAGAUGGAGCCCUACAACGAGCUGCCUACCUCAUUGGUAGCUGAGGCUGCAAAAGCAAGAUCAAACGCACUCAUUCUCAUGAGCAUAGCUUCUAUUGCAGUGCUGACGACUGCGGUCCUCUUCAUGCGCAGGAAGCAGGUCAGCAAACGAUGCUGA